GGAGUGAAAGAAUAUUGAGGUGCUUACGCUACCGUCUCUUCACAAAAAAUAAUACUACUGAUCACGAUGCCUGAGAUUGCCGAAGUCGCGCGCAUAGUACACUUCCUCAACAAGAGGCUGGUGGGAAAGACCAUAGCCAGUGCCUCUGCCAUAGAUGAUAGCAGCGUCUUUGGCAAGGUCGGAACUAGCGGGAAAGAAGUGGAAGAAGCCUUGAAAGGAAGAACAGUUAUUUCAGCGGGCAACCAAGGGAAAUAUUUCUGGAUAACUUUAGACAAACCACCACAUUUAGUAAUGCAUUUUGGCAUGACUGGCUGGGUACACAUAAAUGGCGAGAAAACGGCCUAUACAAACUAUUACAAGAAAAUGAAAGAAAGCGAUAUCGCCCAAUGGCCUCCCAAAUUCUGGAAGUUUCACAUCAGCACAACUGACAAAGAACCCGUCGAGGUCGCCUUUACCGAUGCCCGGAGGUUUGGUCGCGUGCGGCUCGUCAACUGCCCUGGCGAGUCCAUCCGGAAGUACUCCCCGCUGGUGGAGAACGGGCCAGAUCCCGUGGUUGACAAGAACAUCUUUACGGAAGAGUACCUUCGCAGCAAGAUAAAAUCCCGUCAUGUCCCCAUCAAGGCGUUGUUGCUUGACCAGACUGUCAUCAGCGGCAUUGGAAACUGGGUUGCCGACGAGACGCUCUACCAGUCCAAAAUCCAUCCGGAACAGUACUCUGAUACCUUUGGCGACAAGGAGAUUGCGCGCCUGCACGAGGCUAUUUGCUAUGUCUGCCAGCUAGCCGUAGACAAGCUCGGCGACUCGAAUGAGUUCCCCGAGCACUGGCUUUUCAACCACCGAUGGGGCAAAGGAGAUAAAGGCUCAUCUCCCAAGCUUCCAAAUGGCGAGAAACUCGCCUUCAUUACAGUUGGCGGACGGACCAGUUGCUACGCUCCUGGCGUACAAAAGAAAACUGGCGCUGUCGCUGCCAGUGCCAGAAUAGAGCCUGUAAAGAGCGAAUCAGGCAAAGCGAAACCUGCAAAGGGCAAGCCUGUGAAGACAGAGCCUAAGGAAAAAGAAGAUGAUGACGAAAAGGAGGCAGUGGAAGAGAUUAAACCCAAGAGAUCACGAAAGCAGUCAACAGAGGUCAAGGAAGAGCUCGAAGAAUCCGAUGUAGGGAGCCCGCCUGCCAAGAAGAGGCGAGGCAAAGUCGCGGUGGCAAAGUCGAAGUCUACUCCCAUUAAAAAAGAAAUCAAAGGAGUGGUAGAAGAAGAUAGCGGUCGUCGCCGGUCCAGCCGCCUGAGGAAGUAGACGUUGGGAAAUAGUGAUGCGAUGUUCAAUUACAGCGUGCGAUUUUCUUGGAUAGAGUUGCAUUUUACAUCCAUCACACUUCAUUUACGAAAGCGACAAUGAUCAAUAUAGAUGUACAUGC
Molecule: messenger RNA, 1411 nt
Organism: Trichoderma asperellum CBS 433.97
Lineage: Eukaryota; Fungi; Ascomycota; Sordariomycetes; Hypocreales; Hypocreaceae
Source: RefSeq, a predicted model, not a curated record